Drosophila hydei is the source of this 1709-nucleotide messenger RNA. It is a transcript of the gene SmydA-7, whose product is annotated as SET domain-containing protein SmydA-8. Bases 107 to 1576 code for a protein of 489 amino acids. NCBI's taxonomy places the organism in Eukaryota, Metazoa, Arthropoda, Insecta, Diptera, Drosophilidae. The record is from RefSeq and is a predicted model, not a curated record. The transcript is spliced from 3 exons.
AGUUCCAAGUAAACCGUCUGGCAGUCAUUCUUCGGUCGCAUUGCCGUGAAAACACGAAUUUCGUCUUAUUGCUUCUUUGUAGACGUACGACACGUAAUCGAAACAAAUGCAAGACUACAGCGAAAAAUUGGAAGAUAUCUACGAUGAGAAACUGGGCAGGCAUCUAGUUGUCAGCUUAAGCAUUGAGGCUGGUGAGACGCUGCUGGAGGAGCAGCCGCUGCUAGUGGCGCCCCAUUGGGAAUGCGAUCAACUGAAGUGCGCUCAAUGCCUGCAGGAAUCGUAUGUGAUAUGUCGCAAGUGCCAAGUGUUUCCGCUGUGCAUGGAUUGCAGCGAGCACGAUGCGUUCGAGUGCGAGUUCUUUGCCAGUGGAGCCGGCAGUGGCAUUAGCAAGGAUCUCCUAAUUAAGAACUAUGGCAUCUGUGCGCUGUUGAAGCUUUUAUUGUUGCUCGAGCAGCCCGAUAAGCGGGUGCAGUGCCAAAUACUGCUGGAAAGGCCGGUUAAGCUGGAGGAUUAUCGUAAUGAGGAGGGGCUCUGGCAGGAGCAUGAGGAGCAUGUGGUGCGUCCCUUAAUGGACAGUGGCUUAGCACAGGCUUUGCCAGAUCAGCAAUUGACAUCGGAUGCUUUGCAUGCUCAUUGCAUACGCAUUGAUAGCAGCGCCUACGAGGUGACCGCAAGGGAUGGAGAUACACUCAAAGGCGUCUAUGUACGCGGAGCCAGUUUACCACACAGCUGUGUGCCUAACACGGUGGUCGCUCUCGACGAGCAAUUCAAUAUGAAGCUAUAUGCUGCUGUGCCUCUCGAGAGUGGGAGCGUCAUUUACACAUCCUAUACGAAUCCACUAAUGGGCACCAGCCAGCGACAGCAUCAGUUGCGAAUGACUCGGCACAUGGAAUGCGCCUGCGCACGUUGCCUAGAUGCCACGGAGUUGGGCACCCACAUGAGCAGCAUGAAGUGUCGGGAUUGCUCUGAUGGCUAUGCUGUUUGCGACUUGGCUGGCACUGGCAAUUGGCGUUGUCUCGAUGUGAGCUGCGGAGCUGUUAUACCAGCUGCCGAUGUGCACGAGCUGCUCGCCGAGGUUGGCGGGGCUCUGGUCGAUGCGAAGGGUGAGCUGAGUGCUUAUGAGUCCCUCCUCACCCAGCACAAGCAGCUGCUGCAUCCCAAUCAUUUCCUCUUGUUGGACAUCAAACAAAAUAUUGCCAGCAUUUUGCGUGCAGCUGCUCUCAUGAAUUCUCUGAAUGAUCCUUGCAAGAAAUUGUUGGCACGUCGCGUGGAGCUCUGUGCUGAUUUGUUGCCCAUUUGUCGAGCCGUUGUACCCGGCAUCUCUAAGCUUUAUGCGAUUGCUCUAUUCGAGUACCUACUGUCCUUUGUGGAACUAAGCGAACUACAGUUCGCUGAAGGCGAUGUAGACAAGAAGGAAUACGCCGCUCAACUGAAGCGUGCCCAAUCGGUGGCUAAGGAAGCACUGGAUUUAUUACAAUUUGAGCCGGAGAAUUCGGCGGAAGGGUUUCUAACUGAACGCAUUGCCAUGGAGCUAGAGCGCAUCGAAUCUGAUCUAAUGAAGUAUGGAAAGCAUUAGAAAUGAGCGUUUCGAAUGGAUUUGAUAGUAGUACAAUAGCUAGAAUACAUAAGUUAGAAAUUCAUUAAUUUCGAAAACAAUGUCAAACCUAAAGUUCCAUAGACAUAUAUCUCCUUUUGCUGAACCGUUUGUU